Gorilla gorilla gorilla (western lowland gorilla) is the source of this 390-nucleotide messenger RNA. RefSeq names its product ATP-dependent DNA helicase DDX11-like. Gene Ontology annotation, molecular function: hydrolase activity, acting on acid anhydrides, in phosphorus-containing anhydrides; ATP binding; nucleic acid binding. Gene Ontology annotation, biological process: nucleobase-containing compound metabolic process. The transcript has 3 exons. Lineage: Eukaryota; Metazoa; Chordata; Mammalia; Primates; Hominidae. The coding region runs from base 1 to 390 and encodes 129 amino acids. The record is from RefSeq and is a predicted model, not a curated record.
AUGAGUGAGAGGAUCAACUUCUCUGACAACCUAGGCCAGUGUGUGGUGAUGCCAGGCAUGCCCUUCCCCAGCAUCAGGUCUCCAGAGCUGCAGAAGACGACGGCCGACUUGGAUCACACUCUUGUGAGUGUCCCCAGUGUUGCAGAGGGCCAUCAGGCACCAAAGGGAUUCUGCCAGCAUAGUGCUCCUGGACCAGUGAUACACCUGGCACCCUGUCCUGGACAAGCUGUUGGCCUGGAUCUGAGCCCUCAUGGAGGUCAAAGCCACCUUUGGUUCUGCCAUUGCUGCUGUGUGGAAGUUCAGUCCUGCCUUUUCCUUUCCCGAGAGCCUCCACCACCCCGAGAUCGCAUUUCUCACUGCCUUAUGUCUGCCCAGUUUCACCAGAAGUAG